Ctenocephalides felis (cat flea) is the source of this 879-nucleotide messenger RNA. RefSeq lists its product as uncharacterized. Gene Ontology annotation, molecular function: chitin binding. The transcript is spliced from 5 exons. Bases 22 to 879 code for a protein of 285 amino acids. NCBI's taxonomy places the organism in Eukaryota, Metazoa, Arthropoda, Insecta, Siphonaptera, Pulicidae. The record is from RefSeq and is a predicted model, not a curated record. Gene Ontology annotation, cellular component: extracellular region.
CUGGGUAACAUAUUUAUUAGAAUGUUUUAUAACACAUUGGUUUUUAUUAGUUUUGUGGCGUUAUCUGUCGUUACCGCUUAUGAUGGUGAGUUUAAUGUCGACGGAACGCCUUUAACAGUAAAUAAAGAAGUAUUUGCAUCAUUGGAUGAGCCCGCACCAGGAGUAGUACCUACUCCUGAACCUACACCUGUACCGAAACCCGAGCAAAAAUGUGAAAAAGUAAAAUUUAGUUGCGUGAAUUCGUGCAGUUCACCCGAAAUGCAGUAUUGUACGGAAAUAGGAGCAGAUCCGGUUAAGGAAUCCUGUAGCCCAGAUCAAGUGUGCGCUGAUCAAAGUGGAUAUCUACAGUGCACCAAUAAAGAAAGUACAGUCUGCAAAGUACAAGGUUUCAAAUGUCCGUCACCAUCGAGAUUUUAUCCAAAUAUAAAUGAUUGUCAAAGUUAUUAUUAUUGUGACGAAAACAGUAUAGGAACCCAAUAUUAUUGUCCCGCAAAUUUCGCGUAUGAUCCAUUGCGCCAUAAUUGCGGACCUAUGGCUCUGGGCACAAAAUGCUAUACAGUUACAUGUCCUGCACAGCCUAAGGUGCUUCCGUACAUUGGUGAUAAAUCAUUAUACGUCGUAUGUAUGGCCGGAAGAGGAACCGUAUUGCAAUGCGAAGAACCCGCUGAGUUUUCCCCAAGGAGCGAAACUUGUGUCGGGCAAUGCCGAGCACGUGGAAAAUUUGCUUUCAAGAACGACGCUACAUGCCGAAAGUUCUUCACGUGUUUACGUCCUAAAGGCGAGCCAGUUCCUGAUCAAUGUCCGAUUGGAACAGUAUUUAACCAAGCUACUCAAAGCUGCAACACAGGAACUUGCGAGAGGAAACCUAAAUUAUAUUAA